Molecule: messenger RNA, 3166 nt
Organism: Schistosoma intercalatum
Lineage: Eukaryota; Metazoa; Platyhelminthes; Trematoda; Strigeidida; Schistosomatidae
Source: the annotation of a GenBank genome assembly
AGAGGUGGUGCUAUGUGUCUGUCAGAUGUUCUACGGAAACAUGUUUUGUCAAACAUGGAGUUGCAGCAGUACUUAACAGCAUGUUAUUGGGCCGACAAACUUGUUUGUCUAGAAAGAUAUCGUUCAGAAGAUGUAUUACUUUAUGCCAAAGCCCUGUAUUAUAGUCGACAAUAUCAUCGUGCAAUAGCUUUAAUUCAAAAUUGUAAGGAGUUAAAACAAUCACUUGUUUGUCGUUAUUUCAUUGCCCAGUGUUAUUACGCUUGCUCAGAAUACAAAAAGGCUCUUGAAUUUCUCGAACAGUCUGAUUGUAAUUCUACCGAUUUCAACUCCAAUGUAACGUCACUGGUCGCUGGUUCUUUAUCUAAACAACUAUGUAUAUCAACAGACUGUCAGAAUGCUGUAAAUGAUGAUUCCACAAAACAAUCGAAUACUGUAUCAGACAGUUUAAUAAGCGGUUUUAGUACAGAACAACUUCAUAGUAGUAUUGCAUUAUUGAAGGGAAAGUUAUAUGAAUUAAUGGAAAACAGAUCUUUGGCAACGCAAUUUUAUAAAGAAGCUUUACUUCUUGACGUAACAUGUUACGAAGCCUUCGAAAAACUUGUACACUUUCAAUCAAUUAGCUCAGAAGAAGAAUCUGCUUUACUAACCGAAUUGAAUUUCACUGAUCAUCUCAAUCCGUUGAUGAGCAAAUUGGCUGAAUUUCUUUACAAAGAUAAACUAAACAAGAAUUCAGUAUCAGAAACUAAGGUACCUGGUGAAUUUGACUCAUUGACCAAUAAUGUUGACGUUAUUGUUAAUAAAGCUGGACGUAUGUUAGAUGUUUGUCGAUUUCAGGAAUGCUACGAUAUUACAUCCAGAUUAAUGCAGUCAGAUCCAUAUAAUCUUUCAUGUUUGCCAAUUCAUAUUUCUGUUUUAAAAGAAUUAGAAAAAGCAAAUGAGUUAUUCAAAGUAUCUCAUAAACUUAUGGAUGUGUAUCCGUCAAGUGCACUUGCCUGGUUUGCGGUGGGUUGUUAUUAUCUGUGCAUUAAGAAGAAUGAACUUGCAAGACGACAUCUUGUGAAGGCUUCACAAUUAGAUAGAAGAUAUGGUCCUAUAUGGCUUACACUUGGGCAUGCAUUUGCUGCUGAUGGGGAACAUGAUCAAGCUAUUGCUUCCUAUUGUACAGCUGCUCAAGUUAUUCGAGGUUCGCAUAUUCCUAUUAUGUAUAUUGGUAUUGAGUACAGUGCUAGCAAUAAUCGCAGUCUAGCUGAACGAUUUCUUAAUCAAGCCUAUUUAAUUAGUCCAAGUGAUCCUUUUGUUUUACAUGAACUGGGCACAUUGGCUUUUGAAUCACAAAAAUAUGUAGACGCUACAAGAUUCCUAGUUCGAGCUUAUGAAAAGGCUUGUGAAUUAAGUGGGCAAGUUCCUUCGCCUUUCUGGGAGCCUCUUGUUAAUAAUUUAGCACAUUCUUAUAGGAAAAUGGGGUAAAUGAAAUUUUAUGUCUACAAUGUUUUAAAUAUUAGUAUCUUAUUAUUCCAACAGGUUUCUUGUCAGUUGAAAACUCACACAAUCUAGUAGAUAUAAACAGACCAUAUCUAGUGAUAUUUGUUUAAGCUGUUUAACUGUUGUUAAAUAGGAUUUAAUUGUACUUGAGAAUAUAAUGCAAGUGUAGUGUUAUUUAGUUAUAUGUGAAAAACAUUACUUGCCUAACUAAUAACACAUGUAUAAAACAGAAUAACGGUUAUUCUUGGCAGUAAAAUAUUUUGUCAAGUAAUCAUGCGAACAUAAACAAAAAAACUGUCAAUAAAGACACAACCGCAGUGUUAUUUCGUUGAAAUUUCAUAUAAGAAAUCUUCGUAUCACAAUCGUUUGAGAAAUAAUACCCUUAAUCAAAUCUCACGAAAUAUUGUCGCAAUACCAAUAGUGUUAAUAAGCUCACACUGUCUUGUAAUAAGGAAUAUAACUAUCAUUCUUUGUCUGAAUCAGUCAAAAAUGCUUAGAUCUAUCUUGAGUCACCUGACCAGUCUGUAUAUGUUUUUCAUCGCGGCAUUUCAAUUUUCGAUCAUUAUGAUUAUUUGUAGAUAAUUAGGACAAAAAGUUGUACAUAUGAUUGUUGAGCGUAUUGGUAUAUUUAGUAUAUAACUAACUACUUAGUUCGCUGUACUUUUACAUAAAUAUGUUAAAACCCUUUUAUUUGAACUGAGUUAGACUUUACAGCCAAGCAAUAGCUAUGCAUGAACUUGCACUUCGCUUAGUGCCUGAGUCUUCAACAACACUUGCGUGCUUGGCAAUGUUGCAUGCAAUCAAUGGUAACCUUGAAGUUGCAGUAGACUAUCUUCACCGGUCUGUUGGGGUCCAACCAUCGAGCUGUGGGUCUACUUCUAGCAAUGUGGCUUCUACAAUGCUGAAUGUAUGUAUUGAAGCGUUAACGGGGAAAGGAAUUUAUGCUUCGAAUCAUAAAGUUGGAAAAGAUAUUCCAGAUACUCUUCCUGAAAACCUUAUGACUGCUGCUGGACCAGGAAGUCUCCCAGGAUCCAACCGGAUUCGUUUUAAAAUGGCACCAAGUGAGACUUUAAAGCCUAACAAAUCGGUGCUUCAGUUGGAUGUUAAUUAUAGAGAAAAAUCUGCUAACGCUCCUAACAUAUCGCUGCACACAAGCGAUGAAGAUGUGUCUAUGGACCUUGGUUAAUUCCUUGGUUUUAUAUAAGUGAUUGCUAUUGUCCACAUAUUCUCUUGUAACUAGAUGUGAAACAAGACUAAGCUUUACACAUGUUUUUUUAUCUGUCAUUAGGGAUUCAAAUUUUCCAAGUAUAACAUCUAUCCUACUCGUCUUUACGAUUGUAUUCACGUAGAUUCGUUUUCUCCCCAUAAUUCAGUCGUAGCUGUCACUGAUAUUUCUUAAACCAAUUGAUACUAUAGCAUCAAUGAUUGCGGGUUGGUUUUUAACCGGAAAACAAAGUCAUGCUGCUGUAUGAUCACAUACUUCAAAUGCAUGAAGAGACAAAGUUUACAACUUUCAGGUUAUAAAAAGCAAUCUGAUAGAGUGAUUGAUUCCAGUUUGGGCGCCCGGACAGUAUCUCAGCCCUCGCACAAAUCGGAUGAUGAAGUGUGGCGCAUAUAUAUUUGGUACCCCCUUGUACCAUUGUUUGUGUUUAAAUGGAAUAAAUAAUAAUUAAUUUCAGAAAGC